This is a messenger RNA of Poecilia reticulata (guppy), 759 nucleotides long. It is a transcript of the gene nmu, whose product is annotated as neuromedin U. Gene Ontology annotation, biological process: regulation of smooth muscle contraction. The record is from RefSeq and is a predicted model, not a curated record. Gene Ontology annotation, molecular function: neuromedin U receptor binding. Lineage: Eukaryota; Metazoa; Chordata; Actinopteri; Cyprinodontiformes; Poeciliidae.
UGAGCCUUCAUAUUUCUCUGACGCCAGACAAAAAGUGUCAGAAGAGCUUGAAGUAGGAGGAAAAAAACACAACAGCGAAGAAAGGCCACUCAGAGGAGGGAGAUGAAGACCUUCAGCAGCCAAAGCCAGCCUGAGCAGCGCGGAGCCCUCUGCACCCUGCACAGCCUCAGCAGCGGCGCCAUGAGUCCCCUCAGCACGGCCAGCAUCACCCUGGCAGUCCUGUUCAUCCUCACCAUACCAGUCUCUACAAGUGUCCCAGUCAGUCUUCAGCAGGCCACAACAGACCAGAGGCAGCUACUUCGUCAGAUAGACGCUGUUUGCUCAUCCUACCUUUCUGCAGACCUGAAGUACUGGACAUCAGAUGUCAUAGGAGAACUCUGUAUCUUGAUGUUGGUUCAGAAGUCAAAGGAGCUGAGAGUUCAAGAAAACAGUAAAAGGAACUCUCAGUUGCACCCUCUUCUGCAUCUCGUUUCUCAGCUCCAUCCCAGAAGAGAGAGAGGACUCGUAAUGAGCGCUGAACUCCAGGGACCUGGCGGAAUUGAAAGCAGAGGCUACUUCCUCUAUCGGCCACGAAAUGGAAAACGGUCUUUGGAAUAUAAAUAAAAAAAAGAAACUCCGCCUGCGAGUGUACAGAGACACGGACCCGCGCUGCACGAUGACUGAGUGAUCCGGACGCCUGCCACUGCCCUUUGACUCUGCUGUACAUUGAUGUUUGAAACUAUACAAUGAAUACCAAUUAAACUACCAUUCAUUUGUCCA